Suillus fuscotomentosus is the source of this 1221-nucleotide messenger RNA. RefSeq lists its product as uncharacterized. Bases 291 to 1163 code for a protein of 290 amino acids. NCBI's taxonomy places the organism in Eukaryota, Fungi, Basidiomycota, Agaricomycetes, Boletales, Suillaceae. The transcript has 16 exons. The record is from RefSeq and is a predicted model, not a curated record.
UCUGGUACACCGUGUGCGGUGUAAGCUGCUAUCAGCGGCAAUCUCCAAGUUCUGGACCAUCAUGCAUGCUGUGCUCCAAUCACAGCAUAGUGCGACAUAGUGCCUCGCAUCAAUGUAUGAUCAUCCAUGCAUCAUCAGAUAACCAUCAGUUUUGAGCGCCUUAUAUUUCUUUGUACUUACAGCCGUUGCUACGUGUCAUCUACGACCACAGCAGUGCACUGUGUUGCAGUGCAUACUGCUGCAGUACUUAUUGUUAACAGCCUGCCAUUCAUCUGUUGUAUCACUCGAAAAUGUCAGUCUCAAACACCUUCGGUUUGCAAUUAGCCAAGUAUACUAACGUCGCUGCAUCAGCACUCCUAAUUUAUGAUUACUUUAUCACGUCACAUUCUGAAGUCCAAUGGACUUGGGGACGGAAGUGGGGAAUUAUUCGCAUUACCUUCACACUUUCACGAUAUGUACCUUUUGCUGGUGCAUUUAUGACCUCGUAUUCCGCUGUCAAGACAUGGGGCACCCAAGAUUGUGCACCUUUUAACGAUGCUGUAAAUGGCUUACAUUUCGUGGGCAUCAUUGCCUCGGAAGGUCUGUUGAUCGCCAGGGUUCAUGCCUUCUCCGGCAACAAAAAGGCCAAUCUUAUUGUUCUUUUAUCCUUUGGCUUGACCAUCAUGGUGACGUGUGUGGUCCUAAGUGCCGCCCCCAUCCAUUUCAGCAACCCAGAAGCUGGCCCGCCUUGCACGCUUGAGGGGGCUCGUAGCAGUGCUUUUGGGUAUGGACUCUUGAUGAUCUUCGAGAUUGUUCUCAUGCUCAUCACUGUAUUUGUGAAAUAUCGGCACUAUUUUGGUUUUCAUAACACGUUAAUAAGAAGUGUCUACGGCGAUGGACUCCUCUACAUGUCCUGCAUCACAAUGGUAUCCACUCUUAAUGUGAUUGUCAUCUCUGUGUUCCCUCUCUCAUACAGCGAGAUGUUAAACGUACCCCAGAUUGUUGUGCACAGCGUUCUCGCUUCGCGAAUACUAUUUAGUCUUCAAGCGAACAGGGAGCAAUCGGUCAUCCCCACAUACCUAUCGACGAAUGCACCGGAAAUGCAAUCCCUUCCCGAUGGGUUUCAAGCGUGGUAUGAAGGCAGGGAGACAUUUACUGAUGCUGGCCAACUAGAUCAAGCUUAGAUGUGCUAAUAAUUUUUUUCUCUUUGUCGUUGUAACGGGGAUGUCGAUUGCAGAUAGU